Molecule: messenger RNA, 2476 nt
Organism: Nilaparvata lugens (brown planthopper)
Lineage: Eukaryota; Metazoa; Arthropoda; Insecta; Hemiptera; Delphacidae
Product: tRNA (adenine(37)-N6)-methyltransferase
Exons: 5
Coding region: 116-1252 (378 amino acids)
Source: RefSeq, a predicted model, not a curated record
GACUCACUUGACUCGACUGACAAAUACCACAACAUUUCAAAGCGUUCCAAAAUCUUUAUUUUAUAUAAUUUAAUUUGAAAAAUGGUUUUUAAAUUGUAUUUUAUAAACUCUCAUCAUGUGUGAAGUUGUUGCAGAAAGUAUGGCUUCACUUCAAGAACAAUUGGCGGUUGCUAGGAGUGAAAUCAGUAAUCUAAGGCAACAACUCAAAUCAUUGACAUUUUCAAGUCAGAAAGAAUUGAAGCGCAUUGAAAGUUUGUUAACUUCAUGGAAAUGUGGCAAUUGUCAAGGAGCAAGUCAUAGCAAUUCAAGUAAUCAGGCAAGCUCGAACGAUGAACAAAAUGAGACUGAAAGUCAUAAUAUAGAACUUCAACCUAUUGGAGUAAUAAGCUCUGAUUUCUCUCAAAAAAGAGCUGUUCCUAGACAGUCAGUAAUCUGCGUUCAAAUGCAAGGAAAAGUGACUAUCAACAACACAGUUUUCACUAACCCCGAACAUUCACUGGAAGGUCUUGAUGGAUUUUCGCAUAUGUGGAUUCUCUAUCAUUUUCAUAGAAAUGAUUCGAAUCAUGUGAAAGCGAAAGUGUCGCCACCGCGCCUUGACGGCGCCCGCACAGGGGUGUUCAGCACUAGGUCCCCCCAUCGGCCCUGUCCAAUUGGUCUGUCCUUAGUCCAUAUCAACCGUAUUCAAGGACGGUGUAUCUAUUUCUCGGGGGUCGAUAUGGUUGACGGUACACCAGUCUUGGACCUGAAGCCUUACAUCCCCUACUACGACAACCCGAUUUAUCUGAUGAGAACCAGUGCAACUAAUGCAGGUGCUGCAUUGGUGGAGUCUCCACCCCCUCCCGACCAAGGGGUGAGGGAGGCGCCCGACGGAGAGGAAUGUGAAGAGGCGUCGCCCUUACCUCUCAACACGGACACACCUUCUCCUCCUCAUGUUGUGCGAGUACCUUCGUGGAUAACCGAUCCGCCCGUUUCACAACUGAAUGUCACAUUCAGCGAGCAGGCAGAGGAGAAACUCAACUGCACAACACGAGAGAUAGUCGCCAGCAUCUUACGCGAAGAUCCACGUUCAGUGUAUUUGAGGGAGCGCUACGGUAACCAAUUUUACACAUUUCUCAUUCAGGAUCUCCACGUGAGCUGUAAGUUCGACAAUGCCUUGCAUUCAGUUAACGUCUAUAGGAUAGCGGAAGCCGAUAGAAAGUGCUCCUGUGGUGUAUUGGAGUGGCAGUGCAACGAACAUAAUAGUCUAGUAUAAAGUUCGAAUUGAUUCAUUUCCAAACGAACAUGUGAUAAUCAUAUCAUUCCUAGCUUACAGACUACUUUUUCAUCAUGAAAACCAUUCAUUUAUCCAUUAAAGGUGCAUUUUCGUUUGUGCGUAAACUUCCGCAAUCGACGGCGGCAAGCAGUGUUGACAUUCAUAUUGUCCAAAUUUCAAGUGUGCUAAAACAGCUGAUCAAAUAACUCUUCAUUAUUUGUGUUUAUUAUUCAAGAAUCAAAACAUGUCUAAUAAUAUCAAAAUAAUGCCAUUUAAAAGUAUAAACUCAACUUCCCCAAUUAAAACAUAAUUGAACAUAAUCUUUUAGGUUAUUUAGACAAAUUGAAAUCUACCCAAUCUGAGAUACUCAUCCUGUCGUGGUCGACGACGGCAUUUACGCACAAACGAAAACCCAUCUUUAGGAAUGUGUUGGAGUCUGCUUACCAAGACUAUUCAGUGGAUUCAAGUGAUGGAACUUGUUUGUGAGGGUAAAAUUCUCAACCUAAGUACACUGGUAUUCAUGACCGUUACUCUUUUUGCACUUUUGAUACCUUUAGUAGCCUUGCUAUUAUUUAAUAAUUUUGUACUGGUUAUCUAGCUUAUACUCGUACUAAAAGGUGAUGAUGAAUAAUUUUUUCAUCUAAAAACGUUUUAGACGACUUUUUUUGUUGGGUGACAUUUACUAUAAAAUUGACUUUUAGAUAGAUUGACACCUGAAAUCUUCAGUAACUUUUAAUUCUUAAUUAAAUGAUACGGGUUCUACUUGGUACAUCAAGAAAACGUUCAUGAAUACUACUGCCUUAAUGUGAAUUGAAUCUGUGUUAACAGGGAAGGCUUUCUAUGAGAAAGUUGAAAACAAUUCACAGACAGUUGUAAUUUCAACUCAUUAUUCCAUCAUAUCCACUGGAUCGACCUGUUUAAAGUACUAGGUGAUAGAUGACCAAUCUUGAAAACAUUAGCUCAUUGAAUCUUAUAACCUUAUGAAGGAUAGGUACUUUAAUUAGCCUACUGGAAAGGUUUCAAUAAUAAAUGUUUUGUAUGAUUAUAACUUCUCUUCUACGUUUGGCCAAAAUAUUUCCAAGUUUAGCCAAAAUACUUCUCAUAUAUCUCAUUAGAAACCCUCUUUUUUGCAAUACACAUGUAUAUAAUUGUCCGUGAGUAAUUCAUCUUUGAAAAAUCAUUUAAUCGGUCCAUCAGAGUCAAGUCAAAUGAAGCUUUAUUAAA